AUGGCCGCCUCCAGCAUGGCUUCGGCAGCCGCCGGCUUCGCCCUCACCCCCGCCAUCUCCCCCAACGCCGCCGGCAACCCCCGCGCAGUCUCCGUCUUUUUCCCCAGGACCACAGCCAGGAGGAGCCUCGUCGUCCGCGCUGAGGAGGCCUCCGCGCCGCCGCCCGCCGCCCCCGCUGCCACGGAGGAGGGCAAGCCCACCGCCGAUCCCCCCAAGCCCCCCCCUCGUGGACCCAAGAAGGGCACCAAGGUAACCUCUCUCUCUCUUUCUCCCUAUCUAUCUACCUAUCUAUCUCUAUCUCACUCUGGGAUCUGACCCCAUUCCACUCUUUUUGCUGUGUCAGGUGAAGAUCCUCAGGAGGGAGUCCUACUGGUUCAACGAUGUUGGCUCUGUGGUCGCCGUUGAUCAGGUGGGUCAUCUCUCCGUCUCUGUCUCUCUGUCCGUGUUCUAUGUAUCUAUCUAUCUAGCCUGUGAACUGAAAGAAGGUUGGCCGUGGUGCAUUCUUGCGGCUGCAGGACCCGCAGACUCGCUACCCGGUGGUGGUCCGGUUCAGCAGGGUCAACUACGCCAACGUGUCCACCAACAACUACGCGUUGGAUGAGGUGAAGGAGGUGAAUUGA
Molecule: messenger RNA, 620 nt
Organism: Spirodela intermedia
Lineage: Eukaryota; Viridiplantae; Streptophyta; Magnoliopsida; Alismatales; Araceae
Source: the annotation of a GenBank genome assembly